CGAGUAAAGCUAAGUGGGCUUUAUUCAAUGGGCUUGGACUGUCAUUUGGUUACAAAAAAAAACAGAUCGACUCGCUUCACCUUUCUUCCGGUCUGAGAAAAUAUAGGGUUUCAGAGGUUUCCGACACAAACAAACAAUAAUGGCGAACCAUAUAAUCUCUGGCUUCAAAGAAACCGCUGAGUCUAUCACCGGAGCAGCUCGCCCGUGGCGCGACUUCCUAGAUCUCUCCGCAUUCAGCCUCCCGUCUUCCGUCGCCGACGCCACCACGCGCGUCACACAGAACCUCGCCCAUUUCCGCGUCAAUUACUCUUUCAUACUCUUAUUCCUCCUCGUUCUAACCCUAAUUACGCACCCUAUCGCCAUCCUCGCAUUCAUCGCCGUAGGACUCGCCUGGUUCUUCCUCUACUUCGCUCGAGAGGAUCCUCUCACGAUUUUCGGCUUCUCCGUCGACGACGGCGUCGUAGCGGUGCUUCUAAUCGGUCUGACGAUCGCCGCGCUCGUCACUACCGGAGUUUGGCUGAAGGCUCUCUCCACCGUCGGAUUCGGCGUUCUGUUUGUGAUCCUGCACGCUGCGCUAAGAGGAACGGAAGAUCUAGUGGACGAUCUGGAAUCACCGUACGGGCCCAUGCUCUCCGGCGUAGGCAGCGACAAUGACGGCGCGCGUGGAGAUUACAGCGGUAUAUGAUCGAUUUCUUCUCUGGCUCAAACGAAUUUGGUGAUCUAGGGUUUUUGUUCCUUUCUGAAUUCGUCGUGUAAAUCUGAAUUGUUGUGCCAUUACCCCGAUCGUUGAAGAAAAUGGAUGGUUCAGUAGAACAAACCGUUUCAAAAUUGAAGCAAAUCCAAACCGGUUAUCUGAAUCUCACCGGUUUACGAUGUA
This is a messenger RNA of Tarenaya hassleriana, 877 nucleotides long. Its product is annotated as PRA1 family protein D-like. Gene Ontology annotation, cellular component: Golgi apparatus; endoplasmic reticulum. The transcript has a single exon. Bases 140 to 685 code for a protein of 181 amino acids. Gene Ontology annotation, biological process: vesicle-mediated transport. The record is from RefSeq and is a predicted model, not a curated record. Lineage: Eukaryota; Viridiplantae; Streptophyta; Magnoliopsida; Brassicales; Cleomaceae.